AAUCCAAUCAUAGCCAAUAGUAGUCUCGCUUUAAACCUUUCUCCGUAACGUUUAACCUUCCUCAAUCAUUUUCAUUAUGUUGAAGCUUAGUUUUUGUUUUUCAUUUUUCAUUAUAACCUUAGUUACAGCUAAUUAUGACUUUCAUGAUCCCGACUUUAAUGAAAUGCUCUUCCAAGACAUAACAACGGAAAUAAAAGACAUAACACUGCGAUACCGACGAAGUGCCACCGAUAAUACCGCAUGUGAAUGUCAAGAAGAGCAACCAAAAGAAGACAAGUUCGAUGUUCACUGUUGUCGUGGUCAAAAACCAAAGAAAUCUGAAGGACUUAAGAAGGCAAGAGAGGCGAAAAAGAAGUGUUUCGCUGAAAUCCGCGGAGAUCCAGAUGCUGAUGUUGGCUUCAGCUAUGAUCCACUUACCUGUGAGGGAAUUCAAGCUAUGAGAGAGAAAACUGUUUGUGCCGCAGAGUGCAUAGUCAAGAAAUUGGAUUUACUUGAUGACAGUGGGGCGUUUAAGCGUGAUGCAUUGCUAAAUCACACCCUGAGCACACUUGUUGGAGAAGGUCGAUGGAAUGCCAAAAUGAUGGAGACUUACGUUGACGGUUGCCUAAAUGAAUUGAAAACUGUAGGCAAUGAAAAGUCAAAUAAUGAUAAGCCAUCUUGUAAUCCUUUACCGUUGGAAUACCAUCAUUGUAUUUGGAAGAAACUCGUAGAAGGUUGUCCGGUGGAGUCACAGAUGGAUACCAAAAAAUGCCAGAUGAUCAGAGAACGUUUGACCAAAGGUGAUACUUCGCACUCACAAAAAUUUUAUAAGAAACUUUUUAAAAAUUAACCAAGUUUCUUAAUAAACCUAAGUUUCCAUAAAGUACAAAAUAAUAAAAUUUAAUUAAAAAAAAAA
Messenger RNA from Eupeodes corollae, 895 nucleotides. RefSeq lists its product as uncharacterized. Gene Ontology annotation, molecular function: odorant binding. Lineage: Eukaryota; Metazoa; Arthropoda; Insecta; Diptera; Syrphidae. The transcript has 3 exons. The record is from RefSeq and is a predicted model, not a curated record. Bases 77 to 829 code for a protein of 250 amino acids.